CCGGAAGGAUUCUUUUGAGUUUCGACUUCGACGAUCAUCAGCUUUGAGAGAGAGAGAGAGAUCUCUUCUGCGAAUCGAGCUGAGCUUUUACAGAUUCGUGAGAUCUUGAGUGUUCGGAUUAACGAAAAUGAUACACUUUGUGCUUCUAGUCAGUCGGCAAGGAAAAGUAAGGCUCACCAAGUGGUAUUCGCCUUAUACACAGAAGGAAAGAUCUAAGGUCAUACGCGAACUCAGUGGUGUGAUUCUGAACCGAGGUCCCAAGCUCUGCAAUUUUAUUGAAUGGAGAGGAUACAAGGUUGUCUACAAAAGAUAUGCAAGUUUGUACUUCUGCAUGUGCAUUGAUGAGGCGGAUAACGAGUUAGAGGUACUGGAGAUAAUUCAUCACUAUGUCGAGAUUCUUGACCGUUACUUUGGCAGUGUGUGUGAACUCGAUUUGAUUUUUAACUUCCACAAGGCGUAUUACAUACUGGAUGAGCUGUUGAUUGCCGGUGAACUUCAAGAGUCGAGCAAGAAAACAGUUGCGAGGAUAAUAUCAGCCCAGGAUCAACUGGUGGAAGCUGCGAAAGAGGAGGCGAGUUCCAUAAGCAAUAUAAUUGCUCAGGCAACCAAGUAGUCUCUUUCGGAUCUGCUCUGACGCAGUUGAAACAGUCGUAAAUGAUUAACUAUUUCGUUAUCGUCUGAGGAAUUCUCUACUCAAUCACACUUUGUUUGCCUUCUCAUGUUUUGUUUGAUUGAUCAGAAGAAAGAAGUAUUCAUCGUUGUGGGUUUACAAGUAGUGGUUGUUACUUAUCUUUGCGUAAUCCAUAUAGUGUGAUGGAUGGUAUAAAAUCUCUUCACAUAUUUACGCCUUAAA
This is a messenger RNA of Capsella rubella, 853 nucleotides long. Its product is annotated as AP-1 complex subunit sigma-1. Gene Ontology annotation, molecular function: clathrin-cargo adaptor activity. Gene Ontology annotation, cellular component: AP-1 adaptor complex; intracellular membrane-bounded organelle; membrane coat. Gene Ontology annotation, biological process: intracellular protein transport; vesicle-mediated transport. The record is from RefSeq and is a predicted model, not a curated record. Bases 128 to 613 code for a protein of 161 amino acids. The transcript has 7 exons. NCBI's taxonomy places the organism in Eukaryota, Viridiplantae, Streptophyta, Magnoliopsida, Brassicales, Brassicaceae.